Acytostelium subglobosum LB1 is the source of this 1626-nucleotide messenger RNA. RefSeq lists its product as hypothetical. NCBI's taxonomy places the organism in Eukaryota, Evosea, Eumycetozoa, Acytosteliales, Acytosteliaceae. The transcript is spliced from 3 exons. The record is from RefSeq and is a predicted model, not a curated record. The coding region runs from base 1 to 1626 and encodes 541 amino acids. Gene Ontology annotation, molecular function: metal ion binding. Gene Ontology annotation, cellular component: nucleus.
AUGGAUGAUAAAGAGAAGGUUCUAUUACUUCAAAAGAUAUCAUCUUUAUCAUCAUUGAUAAAUAAUCAUAAACAACUACAGAAGCAACCACAACAACCAUCGCAACAACAACAACAACAACCUCAGCCCCCAAUACAAAGACAACCUAUUGUAUCAAUUGUACAACAAACAAGACCUACAUCAACAUCGACUACUGCUGGUGUAAUCAACAAACAUCCUCAUCAUCAUAAACAUAUACGUUACAAUGCACCAACAACAAAGCCUGCAGCGGCGGCAGCAGUAAAGAAGAAGUUUACCAACACAAGUUAUGUCAGAUCAACAUCUUCAACAACUUCAACAUCGAUAACAUCUACGACUUCAACAACAUCAACAACAUCUACAACAACAGAACCAAAGCAGACACCAUUGGUACUGAAGCAAACUACACCUCUUGUAAACAAUGGAGUCACACCAGUUGUCAAACAUACAACUAUUGCGCCAAAGACAUCAAUGUUCAAACGUACGACGACAUUUGGUCAAUCAUCAUUUCAACCAAGACGACCAGUUUGGAACAGCAGUAAUACAUUCGCAAUGCCUGCUUGGCGCCGCACAGGCUUCUACCAACCACCCGCAGCUUUGAAUUGGAAUGGUGCCAGAUGGGGAGCAAGGACCACCGCUCCAUUCCUGCGGCCUUUCACCUCACCAGCGAGACGAUUCCCAACGGCAAUAUCAUCGUCAUCAUCAAGAGUGUCGACCUCGCCACAACAACAAUAUGUACCCAAGGCUGUCAAGCUUGCCAAUGCGGCCGAGCUCCUAAAGAGCAAGAAUGGAACAGUCAUCGACGCAAUCUUUAUCAAACAAGGCAACAGUCUUAUACGCAAAGCACUCGACGCCAAGUACAUCACUGUCAACAACAAGCUCAUCCGACAACCGACCACCUCAACAACACCAACAACAUCAACUACAUCUACCACAUCGACAACAUCAACGAGACCGACUCCAAGGCUGGCACCACUGGCAAGACAAACAAGAGCAACGCCAAUCAAGAGGGCAUUGUUACCAAGGACUACAAAGAAGCUAGGGAUCAAGGACACACUUCAGAAACUUGGAAAGAAGAAGCAGCAGAAAGAACUCUGUCUAUUCUUCAAUCGAUUUGGCAAAUGUAACAAUGGCGACAAAUGUAAAUAUAUACACGAUAAGGACAAGGUGCGAGUCUGUCCGAGAUUCCUGUCGGACAAGUGCGAGGACGAGAGUUGUACGUUGCAACAUAAGAUUAGUGAUUUGGAACAGAUGCCGGUGUGCUACCAGUUCCUCAGAGGCGUGUGCACACAUGAGAACUGCCCUUACCUGCAUGUCUACGUGUCCAGGGAUGCCGAGGUGUGUCCAGACUUCCAAAAGGGCUACUGUCCCAAUGGUGCGUCAUGUCAACUGAGGCACACCUACAGCUACAAGAAGAAGAACAAUAACGACAACAACAAGAACUCUGACGACGAAGACAACAACAAUGAAUUGACGACAAGAUCAAGAGUGAAGGAGAGUCUGAAUCAUGCGAAUCCCAAUCAGACAUCAUCUGGAGUGGCCAACUACAACAACAACAACAGCAAUAUCAAAGGUGACGACGUCUUUGAUUUGGAGUAUGAUAUUUAA